Messenger RNA from Coniosporium apollinis CBS 100218, 1635 nucleotides. RefSeq lists its product as uncharacterized. Gene Ontology annotation, molecular function: oxidoreductase activity. The record is from RefSeq and is a predicted model, not a curated record. Lineage: Eukaryota; Fungi; Ascomycota; Dothideomycetes. The coding region runs from base 1 to 1635 and encodes 544 amino acids. The transcript is spliced from 5 exons.
AUGGGAUCCGCAUCUGAGGCCAUCCCUGAGUUGGACGUUUUGAUCGUUGGAGCGGGGUUUGGAGCUUUCUCCACUCUGCACAAGUUGCGGCAACAGGGUCUGAACGUCAAGGUCUACGAGAAGGGUUCCGCAUCUGGCGGGAUCUGGUAUUGGAAUCAGUACCCUGGCGCCAGAGUCGACAGCGCAGACACACCGAUAUACCAACUGUUCGAGCCUGAGCUGUACAAGGAUUUCACCUUCAGAGAGCGCUAUGCCGGCUGGAAGGAGCUCAAGCGCUACUUCAACCACGUUGAGAAGACGUGGGACAUCGUCAAGGACGUAGAGUACAACAAGAACGUAGAGAGUGCAACAUGGGACGAGUCCCGCCACCAGUGGCUUGUUGAGUGUGCCGACGGCUCCGAAACAUACUGCCGUUGGUUCAUCCCAGCGAUUGGCUUCGCUGCAAAGCGCUACACUCCGCCAAUCAAGGGUAUGGGUGAGUUCAAGGGUGAUCUCUACCACACAGCCGUCUGGCCGCAAUGGGGUGUCAACCUCAAGAAGAAGCGGAUAGCGGUCAUCGGCACUGGAGCCAGCGGUAUCCAGACCAUCCAGGAGAUCGGCAAGGACGCUAGCCAUCUCACAAUCUACCAACGGACGCCGAACUACUGCCUUCCGAUGAACCAAAAGAUGCUUGACGAGGCAGAAGAGCAGAAGAAGAAGGAGGCCGGCGAGUACGAGAAGGCACACAAGAAGUGCUACACGACGUUCGCUGGUUUCACGUAUGACUUCUCCGAGAAGAACACCUUCGACGACACACCCGAGGAACGCGAGGCCUUCUUCCACAAGCUUCUCAUCGAGGAAGGCGGCUUCCACUACUGGCUAAACACCUACAAAGACAUGCUCUUCGACGAGAAGGCGAAUGACGAAGCCUACAACUACUGGCGUAACUCUGUCCUCAAGCGGGUUCCGGAUUCCAAGAAGGCCGAACUGCUCGCACCGAAGAACAAGCCGCAUCCAUGGGGCACCAAGCGGCCCUCGCUUGAGCAGAACUUCUACGAAGUUGUCUCCUUGCCACAUGUCGAUAUCGUCGAUCUGCAGACUUCGCCCAUUGAGGAGAUCAACGAGACCGGUAUCAAGACCAAAGACGGCCAGGUCGACGUUGACAUCAUCAUUCUGGCCACAGGAUUCGACGCUGUUACCGGCUCACUCGCACAACUCAACAUCCGCGACACGGAUGGCAAGAGCAUCAAAGAGCGCUGGGCAGACGGCACCCGCACGAGCAUGGGCAUCGCAAUCACCAAGUUCCCCAACCUCUUCUUCCUGUACGGACCGCAGGCGCCGACGGCGUUCAGCAACGGCCCAACGUGCGUGCAGGUGCAGGCCGAGUGGAUCGACAAGGUGCUGAAGAGGCUGAACCAAGAUGGCAUCACGAGAUUCGAUGCAAAGGAGGAGGCUAUGAAGGAUUGGCAGAGGAGGAUGAACGAGAAGUGGGACAAUUCGCUGUUCCCUAAGGCCAAAUCAUGGUACCAGGGAGCGAAUAUUCCGGGUAAGAAGGUCGAGCCGCUGAACUGGGCUGGCGGCAUGCCCGCAUAUAUCGAGACUUUGAACAAGAGCGUCGAGAACAACUACCAGGACUGGAAUACCAACGCCAAAUAG